This is a messenger RNA of Didymella exigua CBS 183.55, 437 nucleotides long. RefSeq lists its product as uncharacterized. The record is from RefSeq and is a predicted model, not a curated record. NCBI's taxonomy places the organism in Eukaryota, Fungi, Ascomycota, Dothideomycetes, Pleosporales, Didymellaceae. The transcript has a single exon. The coding region runs from base 126 to 395 and encodes 89 amino acids.
UUCUCUCCUUUUCAUCUUCCAUCAAUUUUCGUCACCAUCUCAUUCUCAAGGUGCUGGCCGUUGCACCGACCGAAUACCAUCUCGUGCGAACCUCAUUUGCCCCCUAGCGAUCUGCCGGCGCACAGAUGUUCAAUUCUUCAUUCAAAAUCCUUUCUCUGUAUCUUCUCCACACUUUUGUAGGCGCCCAGCUCCACCAUCCUCGGCUCGCUUGGUUCCUGUCGGUUGCCCUCUCGAGUCUCGACAAACCGUCGCUCGCAUCCGUAGCACCGCAAUAUUUACAAAGUAGAUUGCCAUGCUCACUGUGCAUGCAAAAGUUUGGACUCUUCCGUGCUAUCCGGCCGACUGCCGUCUUAGGGCUUGGCAGUUGUAUUGCGCAGCAACACCAGCUACAGUGAUGUCGAUGUCGAUGCGAGAUACUGUCUACGGAAAGCAGCUAG